Molecule: messenger RNA, 369 nt
Organism: Neospora caninum
Lineage: Eukaryota; Apicomplexa; Conoidasida; Eucoccidiorida; Sarcocystidae
Exons: 3
Coding region: 1-369 (122 amino acids)
Biological process (GO): mitochondrial electron transport, ubiquinol to cytochrome c
Source: RefSeq, a predicted model, not a curated record
AUGGCAUCUUCUCGGCUUUGCCAGUGCCUCGCCGCCCGCGGCCACAGCGGUCUGCUGUCUCUGUCCGCGCCCCGCCUGGGAGCGCCGAAAUUCGAGCGAAAAAUGCUCGGAUCUUACCCCGUCGCUCCCGAAUUCGAGAUGGUAUGGCGCGACCGCUUGACGGCGCACGGCGGCUACAUCCAACAGACCAUUUCGCCGUACCAGCUGAAAUUCAUCUACCCCUUUUGGCAUACCUUUGCUGCUCGAUGCUGGUCCAAGUGCAGCGCGUACGCGUGGCCGUGGCUGUGGCCAGGUUUGAUUACUUUCGGUCUGAUCAAAAAGAUGAACCACGAUGUCGAGGAGGACAUCCGGGACCACUACUGGUACUAA